AUGGUGUUUCUUGAUAAAAGAAAUAUGCUAACUGGUAAUCGGUCGCCUGAAAACACUGUCGCACGUAAACUCUUUGCAAACAGAUUGUCAAAUACAAAACCAGAGGGAUGUGAAACACCCGAAAUACAAGCUAACCAUGCAUGUCUGCAGAGUAUGAGAAGAAUUCAAGACAAGUACUGUAUUGACUUGAAUCAGCUGAACAACUUGAAUUCAGUGAAGGGUGAACAAUGUGUUUGGAAGUGGGAAUUAAUUGACUUGAGAGAGGAAUAUGUACCUUCAUUUUAUCAUCCACGGUGUUACCGAUCCGACGGUGCAUUGAAUUCUCACAGCAAAGGAACAGUAGGCAGUUCAACUGUGAAUCACUCAAUCAAGUGUUAUGAAGGAUGGAAUAUUGUGGAACCGAACUCAACUGAGAAGGAUAGACGGAACACUUCAUUAAGUAAUGAGAUCAAACACACAGGAUCUAAGAGUCAAGCAUGCACUUUAUUCACACUAUGGAAACCGAAAAUUCAACGUGGAAAGUCUGUAGUUUCAAAUCGAUGUCAAACAACAGAAUCAUGUAAACCAAUGAAGAGAGAUCCAGGAAAGUUCGAUGGGUCGAGUCAUCGUUCUCGAAGUCUGGAUAAUUAUCGCCGUAGUUUACUUGGUGUCAGUACAACUGAUUGUCGUGAUGAAAACAAAUCCAGUGAAUCAUAUUGUUGUAAUGAUCUUCAAUUGGGUGGUGUUAAGGAAAGUAAACACCAGUUGGGGCGUGACUCUCUAACUCAAAGAGUUACAUGUAGACUUCAACAGUCAAAGAUCCCUACCAUAUUUGCCCGCAAUGUUCGAUGGAGUCGCUCUGCAAAUAAUAUGAAUGAUUUGAAAUCGACUGCCUCGAAAUCUCCAACUGAGACACAAUGGUAA
Molecule: messenger RNA, 903 nt
Organism: Trichobilharzia szidati
Lineage: Eukaryota; Metazoa; Platyhelminthes; Trematoda; Strigeidida; Schistosomatidae
Source: the annotation of a GenBank genome assembly